Molecule: messenger RNA, 3516 nt
Organism: Zalophus californianus (California sea lion)
Lineage: Eukaryota; Metazoa; Chordata; Mammalia; Carnivora; Otariidae
Product: calcium-binding mitochondrial carrier protein SCaMC-1
Exons: 10
Coding region: 185-1618 (477 amino acids)
Biological process (GO): transmembrane transport
Cellular component (GO): mitochondrial inner membrane
Molecular function (GO): ATP transmembrane transporter activity; calcium ion binding
Source: RefSeq, a predicted model, not a curated record
GUAGCAGCGGGAGCGGCCACUCCCUGAGCGCCAAGCCGGGCUGGGCCGGGGUCUCUGCUCUUUCUCCCUGCACGCCGCGGGCCCCUCGAAGCCAGGCGGUGGCCGUCGCGCGGGUCCUCGACGCUCCCGGCAGUCUUCGUCCCCGUUACUCCCCUGGGCUGCGCCGCCCCGCGCCUCCGGGACCAUGCUACGCUGGCUGCGGGGCUUCAUGCCGCUCGCGGCGGCCUGCCAGGACGCGGAGCCGCGGACGCGCUACGAGACCCUCUUCCAGAGGCUGGACCACAACAAGGACGGCGUGGUGGACAUCGGCGAGCUGCAGGAGGGGCUCAAGAGCCUGGGCAUCCCCCUGGGCCAGGACGCCGAGGAGAAAAUCUUUACUACUGGUGAUAUCAACAAAGAUGGGAAGCUGGAUUUUGAAGAAUUUAUGAAGUACCUUAAAGACCAUGAGAAAAAAAUGAAAUUGGCGUUUAAGAGUUUGGACAAAAAUAAUGAUGGAGUAAUUGAGGCUUCCGAAAUUGUCCAGUCUCUCCAGAUACUAGGUCUAACUAUUUCUGAACAGCAAGCAGAGUUGAUUCUUCAAAGUAUUGAUGCUGAUGGGACAAUGACAGUAGACUGGAACGAAUGGAGGGACUAUUUCUUAUUUAAUCCUGUUACAGACAUUGAGGAAAUUAUCCGUUUCUGGAAACAUUCUACUGGUAUUGACAUUGGAGAUAGUUUAACUAUUCCAGACGAAUUCACAGAAGAUGAGAAGAAGUCUGGGCAGUGGUGGAGGCAGCUCUUGGCAGGAGGUAUCGCGGGUGCUGUCUCUCGGACAAGCACGGCCCCUUUGGACCGUCUGAAAGUCAUGAUGCAGGUCCAUGGUUCAAAAUCAGGCAAAAUGAACAUAUACAAUGGCUUUCGACAGAUGGUGAGAGAAGGAGGUGUCCGCUCCCUUUGGAGAGGAAAUGGCACAAAUGUCAUUAAAAUUGCUCCUGAGACAGCUGUUAAGUUCUGGGCAUAUGAACAGUACAAGAAGUUGCUUACUGAGGAAGGACAAAAAGUAGGAACCUUUGAGAGGUUUAUCUCUGGUUCCCUGGCCGGAGCAACUGCACAGACUAUUAUUUAUCCCAUGGAGGUUAUGAAAACCAGGCUGGCUGUAGGCAAAACUGGACAAUAUUCUGGAAUAUUCGAUUGUGCCAAGAAGAUUUUGAAACAUGAAGGCAUGGGAGCUUUUUACAAAGGUUAUGUUCCCAACUUAUUAGGCAUCAUACCUUAUGCAGGUAUAGAUCUUGCUGUGUAUGAGCUCCUGAAGUCCCAUUGGCUUGAUAAUUAUGCCAAAGACUCUGUAAACCCUGGAGUCAUGGUGUUGCUGGGAUGUGGUGCCUUAUCCAGCACCUGUGGUCAGCUGGCCAGCUACCCCUUGGCUUUGGUGAGAACACGCAUGCAGGCUCAAGCCAUGAUAGAAGGAAAUAAACAGAUGAACAUGGUUAGCCUCUUUCGACGAAUAAUUUCUAAAGAAGGAAUCCCAGGACUUUACAGAGGCAUCACUCCAAACUUCAUGAAGGUGCUCCCCGCUGUGGGCAUCAGUUAUGUGGUUUAUGAAAAUAUGAAGCAAACUUUAGGAGUAUCCCAGAAAUGACAUGUUGAAUUUUUUGCUUUAGCAUGAUUAUUGAAGUUUUCAACAAUCUCUGGAAUGACUUUUUCUCCUAGAAUUACAAGCCUGUGGCAAAAGAAGUCCUAUAUUUCUCACAAAAAAAGGAAGAGCAUAUCAAUGAUUACUUCAAACAUUUGGGCUCAAUUUUAUAUAUACAGAAAUGUCAAAAAUCAUAGUUUUGAUAAGCUCAUACAAUUUUGAAAAGGCCGCAAAAAUUGUAUUUUAUCUUUUCUUAUUAGUACCUUUCUACGCAUCUAUGCCCUGAGUCCUAAAUCUGAAAAAAUGUAUUGCUCGAAUUAAAUAUGUUUUGUGUGGUAAUUAGAAAUCAUUAAUCUUUAUUUUGGUUGGUUCAAGUUUACGCCAGUUCCUUAAUACAUAAAUGUCUUUUUCUACAAAACAAAAUGAUGAGAAAAACUUGAAACUUGUGUUGUUUUAUGCAUUUUGAAUGUCUUUAUAGACUUGUUAAAAUUUCCUUGUAGAACCAUUAAUGGAAAAUCAUUGCAUGAAAACAUAUCUACAGCAGCCAAAUAAGUAUAUGGCUUCUACCCUUAUCUUUCUUGAAGCUGAAUGAGAAUGAACUUAAGUGGCAGAAUUCUAGGGCAUGCAAAUACUCUAGUCCAUUUGUAUUUUUGUAUAAGGAGGAGUGAUGAAAUAAUAUUUGUUUCAGUGGGCCUUUUUCCAUUUUCCUUGCACUGUUACUUGGCUCCUGGAAUGGCACACCGAUUGUCAGUAUAUUACUGUUAAAUUAUCAACACAAGGCAACUUAUUUGAAAGCUUCUAUUUAUUCUGUCAUUGCUUUGAAAAGCACCAAGAAAAAAACCCUCUUAUAUCAGCUUCUUCUCUUGUCUUUGUCCUUUGUUUCCUACUUGGAUCAGAUUCUGUUUUAAUCAGGAAAGCUUCUAGGGAGCAAUCUUGGUAAUCUGACAUUUCUUAAUUACAUGAAGUAGGUUGAUCAUGGGUGAGUGACAUUUUCAUUUCCCCCACACUGUUGAAUUUGUUUGAACCUGCAGUUCUCAAUUUGGAGAGCACAAACCUAGGAGAUUAGUGCAUUUUAACAGUGGUAUGUAUUAAUAUUGUGUAGUAGGUACCUACGUUUAAAUGAAGGGCCUAAGUCAUAAACAUAUACGUUCAUAUUCUCCCUUGCCCCAAGUUUUAGGAACAUGUUACAAUACAGAAAAUUUAUAAUACUGUUAACAUAUUUUUCAUUUUACUAAAACGUUUUUGUAGUCAACCAUCUUGUUUUGAUUUGUGUGAUUAGGACUUAGAUAUUUAUUAGUUGUUGUUCUGUAGCUUUUUAAUUUAGUUCCUAAACUCACGUUUGAUUUCUAGUGAUUUCUGUUACAAAUUGCCAACAUUUUAGUGAAAAUCCAGUGAUGUAAUAGGCACUUACUUUAUUUGAACCUACCUCUUAUAUUUUCUGAACCAAAGAGAAAUGUUGAAUUUGUGUUUGUGAAACAUUAUUCUAAAAUAUAGUUUUUGAUACAUUAGUUAUGCCUGAUAAAUGUCUUGGUAUUUUUAGAAUACCUGUGAUAAACAUGGGACUCUAUUUUUUUCUUCAGGGUGGUUUAUACUUUUGAGUAAUCCAGAAAUGACCAUAUUAAGGUACAUGAUUAGCUUUUUCUUUUCUUACUCAUAAGAAUUAUGGGAUGAAUGACUAGAGUUUCAAGCUACUGAAAAGCAGUCACUGUUCAUUAUGAAUUUAAAUUGUUUGCUCUUUAACAUUAUAAGGUAUGAAUGUGACUUAUCCAUGCAUCUUGUAUCUUUUGAAUGUAUUUCAUCUUGUGUCUUUCGAAAAGAGCCCAGAGUUGAAGAUGUUUAUUUCCAGUCAUACUGCAUAUGUACUUUACAUUUAUAUUAAAAAAGCUAUAUAUUUGUUUUAAAAA